Molecule: messenger RNA, 3876 nt
Organism: Drosophila rhopaloa
Lineage: Eukaryota; Metazoa; Arthropoda; Insecta; Diptera; Drosophilidae
Exons: 3
Coding region: 1-3876 (1291 amino acids)
Biological process (GO): proteolysis
Molecular function (GO): aspartic-type endopeptidase activity
Source: RefSeq, a predicted model, not a curated record
AUGCCAACUUCACAUUCACCCCGGCGCAGUCCUCGGCUUGGACAGCCAGAGACUUCCGCAGCUGCAACCACUGGAAACCAACCAGCCGGCACUCCGAGAGCCAUAACGGAUGCCGCGGCUGGCGGUAAGGUGCAGCGGGCACAAGCUCCUAAGGACAGCGGGCAAAAGGGGAAGAAACCGAGUGCAGAUCUACAGCCAGCUGGAGGAUCACGCCAAGAAUCGGUUCCCACGUCCGCACAAGUUACGGCCCUAAUGGAAAGGAUCGCAAGCUUGGAAGAGGAGCUACAAAGGGCAAGGGCAAGUGAAGGGCAUGAUGCAGCCGCCAGGAAUCCCGUUGGAAUCGGGUCGAGCGGUAAUAGAGUGAGUGAGACGGCGAAUGCGACGCCAUGUUUGAGUGGACAGAAUUUGAGUGAAAAACUUGUGACUCCAUCUUUACAUGGACAGUUGCCGCCAUAUUUGAGUGGAGAUUUGCCGCCACAACUGAGUGGACAUUUGGCAAUAGGGCAACCAGUCACGAGUAGCGCAAGUUGUACAACGGCAAGCUACUCCACGCCAAGAUGUGUAACGGCCGAACUGCAGCCAGCGCACAAUAACGUGCAAGCAUUUCGGGAGCCUCAACACAUAACCAUGGUACCCACACAGUCGGCUGGGUCCUAUGGAAUAGCAUCGCCGAGCCUAAAUGGAUGGACGCCGCACAGACUGCCUGAUCUCCCCGAGUUUGAUGGUCAGCCUGAGGAUUGGCCAAUAUUCCAAUGCGCGUUCACGGAGACAACAGCGGCGUACCAGUGUACAGCUUUAGAAAACAACCAGAGACUAGUCAAGGCCCUGAAGGGUGAAGCGCGAGCAUCCGUCAAGUCGUUGCUUAUACACCCGAGUAAUGUUCAGGCUGUAAUGGAGCAGCUACGCUCCCGAUAUGGUCGUCCGGAGCAGCUGAUACGCAGCCAGCUGGAAAACGUGCGAAGUGUGCAGCCGAUCCAGGAGCACAACAUCAGCAAGAUCGUGCACUUUUCCACACGGGUCAGCAAUCUCGCUGCGUUUCUACAGGCAACCCCGAACGGAGAGCAGCACCUAGGAAACCCCAUCCUGAUGGAGGAGCUGAUCGCCAAGCUACCGCUGAGCAAAAGGUUGGACUGGGCCAGGCAUGCCACUGGAAUAGGAUGCUUCCCCACGGUCGUACACCUCAGCGGAUGGCUGGAGGAACUCGCCAGGCUGGUGUGUACCAUAUCGGACUUCGAGAGCAAGGAACCCAAGGGAAGGGUGCUGCACGCCAGCGCAGCUGACAACCAAGUUAGGAGUUGCCCAGUGUGCGAGGGGCAACACCUUAUCAAGGAUUGCAAGGACUUCAACCAUGCGUCUCCAACUGUGCGAUUCGAUAUCGCGAAGAAGCAUCGGAUAUGUUUUUUGUGUCUGGAAAGUGGACAUAUGGCAAGGUUCUGCAAAAAAGAUGUUAGCUGCAAUGUAUAUGGAUGCCAGAGGAGGCAUCACUACCUACUUCACGAGCAACACACACGGCCACCACAGGCAUACGGUGGUCCUCGGAGGGAUCAAAUGAGCAGCCGCAACCGGGCACUGCAAACUGGCAGUGGUCGACGGAAAGGCGAGGCACACGUACCUCAGCCAGCGGCACCGAGUAGUUUCCCCACGCCACAAGCGAGUCAAGAUGCUUGGCGUGAGGAUGAGGGACGUUUGCGCAGUGGUGAUACAGAAAGACCACAUCGGAACCUAAGCUGCGUCGAGUCAGACGGUGGUCACUUACUUUUCCGUAUUCUGCCCGUGACUCUGUACGGCGAAUGCAAGCAAGUGGAUACCUACGCGCUGUUCGACGAGGGAUCUUCCGUAACCAUGAUAGAUGACGAGCUUAUUCGAAGCUUAGACCUGAAAGGUGAGAAUCGGCAGCUCAAUAUCCAAUGGUUUGGUGGCAAGUCAUCCAGCGAGCGCACCAAAAUGGUAAGCCUGCAGAUCAGUGGAGCAGGCAAGCCAAAACGCCAUGGACUAAGGAACGUGUUUGCAGUCCCAAACCUCAAUCUGCCGAUGCAAAGUCUGCGCCGAGAAGAUGUCAAGACGGCGAAGGCUGGUGCACGCCUGCCGAUGAGGCCCUACAGUAAUGCGGCCCCGAGGAUUUUGAUUGGACUGGACCAUGCACACUUGGGAAUACCUAUGAAAAAUAGGAGCCUUGGAACAGGAGGACCAUAUGCAGCCGCCACGACGCUUGGAUGGGUGGUGUUCGGGCCGGUGAAAGGACAAAUGGUCACCGACUACUUCGAAACAGAAAACUUUGGAGUAAAGCCGGCGCCACCAGUCGCAGCUAGUGGCGACGCACGGGCUUUGGGAAUACUUAACGGGACGACUAAGCGAGUGGGCCAACGAUAUCAAACCGGGCUGCUAUGGAAGGAUGACGAGGUGAGACUGCCAAACAGUUAUGACAUGGCUCUCAAGAGACUCGUCAACAUCGAACGAAAAAUGAAGCGCGACGUGGAAUUCGCGCAGGCCUACAAUAGGAUUAUGGAGGACUAUGUCAAAAAAGGGUAUGCACGACGACUAGAGCCGCAGGAAGUCACUCCAGCCAACAACGACAGGGUCUGGUAUCUGCCGCAUUUCGGGGUCGAGAAUCCAAAUAAACCUGGUAAGAUCCGACUAGUCUUCGACGCCGCAGCAAAGGUCGGCAACAUAUCCCUCAACUCAGCGCUGCUCAAAGGCCCACAGCAGUACAAGAGUCUGCCAGCCGUGCUCUUCCACUUUCGGGAAGGAGCAGUCGGGGUCUGCGCAGAUAUUAAGGAGAUGUUUCAUCAGGUUUUGAUACAGCCUCAAGACAAAUGCGCCCAGAGAUUCCUGUGGAGAAAUGGAGAUGACCAGCGGGAUCCAGAUCUGUAUGAAAUGAUGGUGAUGACGUUUGGAGCAGCUUACCCCCGCGCGGUCCUGGCCAUCAACGAGUACCAUUAUGUAGACGACUACGUAGAUAGCUUCUCAAACGAUGUCGAAGCUAUUUCUGUAUCAACCCGGAUCAAGGAAAUUCAUGCGAGUGCUGGUUUCGAUUUGUGCCGGUUCUCCUCCAGUUCGGAAGGUGUGGUCAGAGCGUUGAACCCACUAGGAUCCAGCGAGAACGUCGAGUGGACCGAAGCUGAGGAGAAGAUUCUGGGCAUGUACUGGCAGCCGGCUACUGACGACUUUAAAUUCAGUAUAAAGUACCACAGGGUACCCAGCAGCGUGAUGACAGGGCAACGUGUCCCCACCAAAAGAGAAUUCCUCAGCCUCGUUAUGUCAACAUUUGACCCGCUCGGAUUUUUGAGCUGCUACACGGUGACCGCCAAAUUGUUAAUGAUUGAAACCUGGAGGAGAUCAGUGGAAUGGGACGAGCCCCUGCCUGAUGAGCUAGCCACAGCAUUCGAGAGCUGGCGGCAGGAGAUGAACUACGUGAGAGACUUCCGGUGUCCGCGCCACUAUUUCGGCGUAGGACGAGUGCGUGAGCUACAGCUGCACAUUUUCGUGGAUUCGAGCCAAUCGGCGUUUGCCGCGGUGGCCUAUUGGAGAACCACUUAUGACGACGGCGACGUGCGGGCACAUUUCGUGUGUGCGAAAACCAAAUGUGCCCCGAUGAGGACGAUGUCGAUCCCGCGACUGGAACUCCAAGCAGCUGUAUUGGGAACCAGGCUGAUGGACACCGUAAAACAGACGCACGGUAUGACGAUCAGUGGCUGCGUUCUUUGGACUGAUUCGAAGACUGUGCUGCACUGGAUUAGCAGCACCCACCGGCGGUACAAGCAGUUUGUAGGAAACCGGGUGGCGGAGAUCUUAGAGUCCACGGAGGUGUCCCAAUGGAAAUGGAUACCAUCUGCCGAAAAUGUGGCUGAUGACGCACGAGACCGCAACGCCACGUGA